GGAAUCGCUGUUGAACCGCUGCACUGCGUUUCACUGCACGCACACAAACACACUCACACACACACACACAGACAGCAGAAGUCACCCAAAAGAAUUUCUGCUUACAGCUGAUCUCGGUCGCCAUCUUUUCAUCGCGAAUAUAAACAACACACGCAGUGAGUCCGUGUUGUGCGCGCGUUUUUGGAUGAACCGCUGCCCGGAGGACGCACACAGACUCCGUCUCCUCCACCGCUGCAGAGCUGCACGACACAGCCGGAGAUGACGGCUGAUCUGGUCACCUGAGAGCCUCCGUGUCAGUGGAGAGAGAGCGAUGGGGAGCCAGGGUGGAUUUCCUCACCGGGAGGGAGCGGAGGUUUAAAGGGAGGUGGGCGGGGAGAGCAGCAGAGAGAGGGGCCUUUGCUGAGGAGAUGGACCAGGAGUACGAGAGACGGCUGCUGAGGCAAAUCAACCACCAGAACCUGCCUGCAGAGGCCCAACUGGCUAAGUGUGUGAGCGCUACCUGCAGUCCUGUCAGUGUGAAAUCAGGGGAUCGCUUCAUUCCCACGCGCGCUGGAAGCAACUGGAGCAUCAACUUCCACUAUGCCAAUGAGAACUGCCGCUCCCCAAAUCAGAACCAUAAAGCAAAGGAUGCCACUUCAGACUCGAGCAAAGAUGCUGUGGCGUAUGCGGCCCUGCUAAGGAAUGAGUUGUUGGGGGCGGGGAUAGAGACGGUGCCAGACCCUCACACAGACGACCGGCGGCACGCCGUCCUCUCUCAAGACUCUCACAGCCUUUUUAGGUACACUGUCCACACUAAGAGAGUGCCUUUCGAUAGCGAUAAUGAAGUCUCACCCUACUCCCUUUCUCCGCUUAGUAACAAGAGUCACAAGCUGCUCCGCUCCCCUCGCAAACCAGCCCGUAAGAUCUCCAAGAUCCCCUUCAAGGUGCUGGAUGCUCCGGAGCUGCAGGACGACUUCUACCUCAACCUGGUAGACUGGUCGGCGGGCAACUUGCUCAGCGUCGGCCUGGGAGCCUGCGUCUACCUGUGGAGUGCCUGUACCAGCCAGGUGACAAGGUUAUGUGACCUCUCUGUGGACGGAGACUCUGUUACGUCUGUUUGUUGGAAUGAGAGGGGGAGUCUUGUUGCCGUCGGAACUCACAAGGGCUACGUUCAGAUCUGGGACGCAGCAGGAGGGAGGAAGCUGACCAGCCUGGAGGGUCACUCAGCACGUGUAGGUGCCCUGGCGUGGAACGGAGAGCAGCUGUCGUCGGGGAGUCGGGACAGAGUGAUCUUACAGCGGGACGUCAGGACCCCUCCUACGGCUGAGAGGAGGCUGCAAGGUCACAGGCAAGAAGUGUGUGGUCUCAAGUGGUCUCCCGACCACCAGCACCUCGCGUCCGGAGGCAACGACAACAAGCUGCUGGUGUGGAACAGCUCCAGCCUCCUCCCCGUGCAGCAGUACAGCGACCACCUGGCAGCGGUGAAGGCCAUCGCCUGGUCCCCCCACCAACACGGGUUGUUGGCGUCGGGGGGCGGCACCGCCGACCGAUGCCUGCGCUUCUGGAACACGCUGACGGGUCAGGCGCUGCAGAGCACAGACACCGGCUCCCAGGUCUGCAACCUGGCGUGGUCCAAACACGCCAACGAGCUGGUGAGCACUCACGGCUACUCUCAGAACCAGAUCCUGGUGUGGAAGUAUCCGUCGCUAACGCAGGUGGCCAAGCUGACAGGACACUCCUACAGAGUGCUCUACCUGGCUGUGUCACCAGACGGGGAGGCCAUCGUUACAGGAGCCGGGGAUGAGACACUACGUUUCUGGAACGUCUUCAGUAAGACGCGCUGCACAAAGGAAUCAAAGUCAGUGCUGAACCUCUUCACGAGAAUACGAUAGUGAACCUCCCGGGUCAGGACUGGUUUCUGGAGCCUCCUGAGCCGUGGUUGAAAUGCACCUACGCCACUCACAGACUAGCCUCUUAGAGCCAUCUCAUCUCAGUGCACCAACCACCACUACGUCUCCUACAGAGGACGCUGUCCCAACUUCCAACAACAACAACAACAACAACAACUGCCAUCCCUCACGGUGACGUCACUGGUUAAACAAAACAAAACAAGCAGCCUAUUGUCAGGACAUGUUGUCUGCUUUAAAAAGUCGGUCUUGUUUAUCUUUUUUUUCUGUUGUGAAAGUGAUGAAAUUGUUUUUAUUAUAUAUUAGCAGAAGUCUACAUGUACAAGAGUUAUAAGCUAUAUAAUGUAACGACGUCACAUUUUUAAAAGAAGCCUGACUCGGGUGUAUGUGUGUAUAUGUAUGUGUGUGUGUGUGUGUGUGUGUGCGUGGGAGGGGGGGUUUCUAUAUUUUGAUAAUGUGUGAAUAUGAUCUAAAAGCAGCAUACAAGAGAAGAGAACAAUAAAUAAGUGAACACACACACAGUUGCUCACGCAGCUGCAAAGAA
This is a messenger RNA of Sebastes umbrosus (honeycomb rockfish), 2430 nucleotides long. It is a transcript of the gene fzr1b, whose product is annotated as fizzy/cell division cycle 20 related 1b. Gene Ontology annotation, biological process: positive regulation of ubiquitin protein ligase activity; anaphase-promoting complex-dependent catabolic process; positive regulation of anaphase-promoting complex-dependent catabolic process. The record is from RefSeq and is a predicted model, not a curated record. Gene Ontology annotation, molecular function: anaphase-promoting complex binding; protein binding; ubiquitin ligase activator activity. NCBI's taxonomy places the organism in Eukaryota, Metazoa, Chordata, Actinopteri, Perciformes, Sebastidae. Gene Ontology annotation, cellular component: anaphase-promoting complex. The transcript is spliced from 14 exons. Bases 408 to 1871 code for a protein of 487 amino acids.